GGAGCAUAAAGAUAUCCUACACUGCUGCAGUUCUGAAAGCUAAUCACAGUAGAUUUCACACGCUUAUAUAUAAACGCCAUUUAAGCUUCUUUUUUCCGCAUUUCCCUUUCACUUUUCUCCGGUGAACAACACCGGCUACCUACUCCGUCGAUGCCAAGUGUCGCCGGCGUUUAAGCUAGCUUUUUCCGUUGCAAUAAUGAAGAUAAUGAGUUGUUUCUACUGUAAUUUCAAGUUCAUUUUCCUUGCUUUUACGGCGAUAUGGAUCACUGCAAUGUCGUCGUCGUUAACCGCUGUUGAUGCUAUUAAUGUUAGUACUGGUAGUGUGACGUAUGAUCGACGGUCGUUGAUCAUUAAUGGUCAGAGGAAGCUGCUCAUCUCCGCUUCCAUUCAUUAUCCUCGCAGUGUCCCUGCCAUGUGGCCUGGUCUAGUUCAAUUGGCGAAGGAAGGAGGCGUGGAUGUUAUUGAAACAUAUGUUUUUUGGAAUGGCCAUGAAAUUUCUCCGGACAAUUAUUACUUUGGAGGAAGGUACGAUCUAGUCAAAUUCUGCAAGAUCGUUCAGCAGGCUGGAAUGUAUAUGAUUCUUCGGAUUGGACCAUUUGUUGCUGCAGAGUGGAACUUUGGUGGACUUCCUGUAUGGCUGCAUUAUGUGCCAGGUACCACUUUUCGGACUGAUAGCGAACCAUUCAAGCAUCACAUGCAGAAGUUCAUGACAUAUGUAGUGAACUUAAUGAAGAAAGAGAGGCUUUUUGCAUCUCAAGGAGGUCCAAUCAUCUUGUCACAGGUGGAAAAUGAGUAUGGCUACUAUGAAAAUGCAUAUGGAGAAGGAGGGAAGAGGUAUGCCUUAUGGGCUGCUAAAAUGGCCCUUUCUCAAAAUACUGGUGUACCUUGGAUAAUGUGCCAGCAGUAUGAUGCUCCUGAUCCUGUGAUUGACACAUGCAAUUCGUUUUACUGUGAUAAAUUUAAACCAAUCAAUCCAAACAAGCCCAAAAUUUGGACAGAGAACUGGCCAGGAUGGUUCAAGACAUUUGGGGCCAGAGAUCCUCACAGGCCUGCGGAAGAUGUUGCUUAUUCUGUGGCUCGUUUUUUCCAGAAAGGAGGAAGCGUGCAGAAUUAUUACAUGUACCAUGGUGGGACAAACUUUGGCAGGACGGCCGGUGGCCCUUUCAUUACCACAAGUUACGACUAUGACGCCCCAAUUGACGAAUAUGGUCUAGCAAGGUUUCCAAAGUGGGGUCACCUUAAAGAACUUCAUAAAGUCAUAAAAUUGUGUGAGCAUGCUCUGCUGAACAAUGAUCCUACUCUUCUUUCUCUAGGCCCUCUACAAGAGGCUGAUGUUUAUCAAGAUGCUUCAGGAGCUUGUGCUGCCUUUCUUGCCAAUUUGGAUGAUAAAAAUGACAAGGUGGUACAGUUCCGAAAUUCAUCGUACCACCUGCCAGCAUGGUCUGUUAGCAUUUUGCCAGACUGCCAAAAUGUAGUAUUCAACACAGCAAAGGUUGGAUGUCAAACAUCUGUAGUCAAUAUGGCACCCGUAGAUUUGCAUCCUACCGCAAGCUCACCAAAGAGAGACAUCAAAUCUCUUCAGUGGGAAAUCUUCAAGGAAAGAGCUGGAGUAUGGGGAGUUGCUGAUUUCACUAAUAACGGCUUUGUAGAUCACAUUAACACCACAAAAGACACUACAGACUACCUCUGGUACACAACAAGUAUUUCUGUUGAUAAGGAGGAAGAUUUAUUAAGAAACAGUGGCACUGCAAUGCUUUUGGUUGAAUCAAAGGGUCAUGCUAUGCAUGUCUUCAUCAAUCAAAAGCUUCAAGCCAGUGCAUCUGGAAAUGGCACAGUGCCACAAUUCAAGUUUAGAACUCCUAUUACACUCAAGGCAGGGAAGAAUGAAAUUGCCUUGUUGAGCAUGACUGUGGGCCUACAAACUGCUGGAUCGUUCUAUGAAUGGAUUGGAGCUGGUCCGACAAGUGUCAAAGUUGAAGGUUUCAAGAGUGGGACUCUGGACUUGUCUGCAUGUACUUGGACCUAUAAGAUUGGAUUACAAGGAGAACAUUUGAGGAUACAUAAGUCAUAUAACUUGAACAGUAAAAUCUGGGCACCGACUUCAGAGCCACCAAAGCAACAACCCCUGACAUGGUAUAAGGCAGUUGUAGAUGCGCCUCCUGGUAAUGAACCCGUUGCACUUGAUAUGAUUCAUAUGGGAAAAGGAAUGGCUUGGUUGAAUGGACAAGAAAUUGGAAGAUAUUGGCCCAGGAAAAGUUCUAAAUACGAGAAGUGUGUUACUCGAUGUGACUACAGAGGCAAAUUUAACCCUGAUAAAUGUUUCACUGGCUGUGGCGAACCUACACAGAGAUGGUAUCAUGUGCCACGAUCUUGGUUCAAGCCUUCAGGAAAUGUCUUGAUUAUCUUUGAGGAGACAGGUGGAGAUCCUUCUCAAAUUAGAUUCUCAAUGCGAAAGGUCUCUGGAGCUUGUGGUCAUCUUUCAGAGGACCAUCCAUACUUUGAUGUUGAAAAUCUGCAAGGAAGUGAAAUUGUGAACGAUAAAAACAGGGCAACUCUAAGUUUGAAAUGCCCCACAAAUACUACCAUUUCUGCUGUCAAAUUUGCCAGCUUUGGAAAUCCUACUGGUACAUGUGGCUCCUACGUGCAAGGAGACUGCCAUGAUUCAAAUUCUGCAUCGCUGGUCGAAAAGGUUUGCCUGAACCAAAAUGAGUGUGAGUUAGAAAUGUCCAGCGUAAACUUUAACAUGAAAUUGUGUCCAAGUACAGUAAAGAAACUUGCUGUUGAAGUGAAUUGCAGCUAAGCACCAUUGCCCAAAAAUGAAAGAUUCUAAUCCAUCUAUUUUGCUACAGUGAUGCUCAUUCUUAAACCUCUCUUACAUAGCAGAAAAAUCUGCUAUUUGUUCUUUUGUCUAUGAUUUGAAGUUUAAGAUAUGGUGACUGAUGUCUUGUACAACGAAAUAUUCAUAUUUAUUCAGUCGAAAUGCAAGAUUUAUUUGUGAA
This is a messenger RNA of Capsicum annuum, 2999 nucleotides long. Its product is annotated as beta-galactosidase 10. Gene Ontology annotation, biological process: carbohydrate metabolic process. The coding region runs from base 197 to 2800 and encodes 867 amino acids. The record is from RefSeq and is a predicted model, not a curated record. Gene Ontology annotation, molecular function: beta-galactosidase activity; carbohydrate binding. Lineage: Eukaryota; Viridiplantae; Streptophyta; Magnoliopsida; Solanales; Solanaceae. The transcript is spliced from 19 exons. Gene Ontology annotation, cellular component: cell wall; vacuole.